Rotaria socialis is the source of this 220-nucleotide messenger RNA. Lineage: Eukaryota; Metazoa; Rotifera; Eurotatoria; Philodinida; Philodinidae. The record is from the annotation of a GenBank genome assembly.
AUGCCAGAAUACGAAGAUGCAGCAAAUCAAAGACAAGAUGAUGAUGGUGAUGAUGAUGGUGAUGAUGAUGAUGAUAACAACAGUCAAUGUUCAAAUUUAGAUCAAUCAUUGUCAGCAAAUUGUAUAACCAAUCGUUUCAAUAUGAUGAAUUUUAAUGAUCGUGCUGAACAAUCUAUUGAAGUAUCCUUAUGUAGUGAUUCUGAAGCUUCUUUAUCUAAAG